Messenger RNA from Cooperia oncophora, 357 nucleotides. NCBI's taxonomy places the organism in Eukaryota, Metazoa, Nematoda, Chromadorea, Rhabditida, Trichostrongylidae. The record is from the annotation of a GenBank genome assembly.
AUGAAUUGGACUAAUGUGGUCAAAAGUGGAAGUAUGGUAAAGUCUGCGAUCGAUAAGAUGGCAGCAGGAGAGUCUAAGUACGAGAACGAGACACAGUUUCCGUUUUACAUGUUCGACCAGAAGGCAAGCGUGAAACCGUUCCCUGACAGAGUCGGAUUGGGUUACCUUCUAGGCUACCCAGCAGGAGAGAAUGGAGCACCAAAUUUGGUGUCACCGUUUGUGGAUACUAAUUGGAAAGAUCCUCAUGGAACGGACGGCUAUGCAUUCUACAUCGAUCAACCAUCGACACUGUUACCGUACACAUAUCACGUGAAAGCAUGGAACACAUAUCAGAAUAUGCACGUUUUUCUUCUUUGA